Messenger RNA from Exophiala xenobiotica, 831 nucleotides. RefSeq lists its product as uncharacterized. The transcript is spliced from 5 exons. Bases 1 to 831 code for a protein of 276 amino acids. The record is from RefSeq and is a predicted model, not a curated record. Lineage: Eukaryota; Fungi; Ascomycota; Eurotiomycetes; Chaetothyriales; Herpotrichiellaceae. Gene Ontology annotation, molecular function: manganese ion transmembrane transporter activity; iron ion transmembrane transporter activity. Gene Ontology annotation, cellular component: fungal-type vacuole membrane. Gene Ontology annotation, biological process: intracellular manganese ion homeostasis.
AUGGAUGCAAAUAGACAUGGAAAUGACAUCGAGGCCGGGCUUGGGAGAGGAGGAGUGGUGGUGCUGGUCCCAUCGCCUACACCUGCGCCUGCACGAUCGUCCGGGCAGACGGGCAUGAGGACGACCAAAUUGAAGGAACGGCAUAAGAUGAAUGGGGGUCUUCUUCGGGACUUUAUUAUUGGUUUUGCGGAUGGAUUGACCGUGCCGUUUGCGUUGACCGCCGGCUUGUCGUCUCUCGGAUCGUCCAAACUCGUGGUCACGGGUGGAUUGGCGGAAUUGUUUAGCGGAGCGAUUUCGAUGGGAUUGGGAGCGUACCUGGCCACGAUCACGGAUAAGCAGCAUUAUGACACCGAGCGGGUGCGGGAGAAGAAGGAGUUGCAGGAAUGCCCGGACGAGGAGACGGAGGAGAUUUACCAGAUUCUGUGCGCGUACGGACCUGAGAGGGACGUUGUUGCACCAUUCGUGGACGGAUUGAAGAAGGACCCUGAGCAGUGGAUCCAGUUCAUGAUGGAUUUCGAAUUGAAGUUGCAACGGCCUGUCAGAGGUGGGGCGUAUAUCUCGUCGGCGACAAUGGGGAUCGCGUAUUUUGUCGGUGGACUGUUGCCUAUGAUACCGUAUUUUGCAAUUCGGCACGCAACGACGGCGCUGUUCGUGUCGAUCGGAAUCACGGCGCUCAUCCUUAUGGUCUUUGGGUACUUGAAGUGUGCAUAUGCCGGGUGCAGGCCAACACAGUCCGUCAUAGGAGCGGUACAGACACUGUGCGUUGGGGCGGUCGCUGCGGGUGCAAGUUACGGAAUCGUCCGAGCGGUCAAUUCGAGUGAUAUUACCUGA